This is a messenger RNA of Neolamprologus brichardi, 464 nucleotides long. The record is from RefSeq and is a predicted model, not a curated record. Lineage: Eukaryota; Metazoa; Chordata; Actinopteri; Cichliformes; Cichlidae.
AUUCUCGGUUGGCUGCUCAUCGCUCUCAUCAUGUUGACGAACCUGCUGCUCACCUGUGUGGCUCGGUGCUGCUCACCUGUUAGCUACCUGCAGCUGCAGUUCUGGAAGGCGUACGUGCACGAGGAGAGCACUCUACUCGACUCCUAUACGGCUAAGCACGCCAAAGCGUUUGCUGAGAGAAACCUGAAGAGCUUCUUUGAAAAGACACCACCUGAAAAUGUCCUCACACCCUCCAACCGAGACUGGCAGAAGAUCUCCUCUCUCUACAGGUUCACCAGCAAAGAUACCUACUACAGCACUUUGCACCGAUAUGUGGAGAACUGCCAGGAGACUGACAGCGGCAUGAUGAGGAUGGCUUCAGUCAAGUCAAACGAGUCGUUAGAAGCUAACCCAGCUGUUCUUAAUUUUGUAGAUGAUGGGAGAAUGCCACUGUGAGUCACAUUAACCCACAUUAAACUGUAAAA